Messenger RNA from Talaromyces rugulosus, 4173 nucleotides. RefSeq lists its product as uncharacterized. Gene Ontology annotation, molecular function: GTPase activity; G-protein beta/gamma-subunit complex binding; guanyl nucleotide binding. The record is from RefSeq and is a predicted model, not a curated record. Lineage: Eukaryota; Fungi; Ascomycota; Eurotiomycetes; Eurotiales; Trichocomaceae. The transcript is spliced from 11 exons. The coding region runs from base 1 to 4173 and encodes 1390 amino acids. Gene Ontology annotation, biological process: G protein-coupled receptor signaling pathway; nucleoside metabolic process.
AUGGGCGAUGACAAAAUGGUGACGUCUAUUAGUGCGACCAACAGACGCUUUAGCCACAAUGAUUAUACAAUCGCAUGGAUCUCAGCCCUCCCAUUGGAGAUGGCGGUCGCUGAGGCGAUGCUGGAUGAGAUACACCCCCGUUUAUCAACCCCACGGAAUGAUGAUAACACAUACAUUUUUGGUCGGAUUCAUAAUCACAAUAUCGUUAUUGCGUGCCUUCCAGUAGGCGUGUAUGGAACAAACUCAGCUGCGACAAUAGCGAGCCAGAUACGAUCAACAUUCGGGUCAAUCCGUUUUGGCCUGAUGGUUGGUAUUGGCGGGGGAGUGCCUACUACAGAUUCCGAUAUUCGACUUGGCGAUGUUGUUGUCAGCAAACCAACAAGGGACUUUGGUGGGAUUGUACAGUAUGAUUAUGGCAAAGCGUUGAGCGGCGGUCGUUUUGAGCGGACCGGCAUUCUCAAUAAGCCACCGACGGUGCUCUUAACAGCUGUCUCUAGACUGCAAGCAGCGCACAUGAUAGGGAAAAACCAAGUCCCAACUCUCCUGUCUGAAAUAAUAGCGAAAUACCCUGUCAUGAGAGAUAGUUUUGCGUAUCCUUCUAACACCCGUGAUCAGUUAUUUCAUUCCAAAUAUGACCACAGCGAAUCAGAAGAUACAUGUGUCAACUGUGAUACAGGCAGUGAAGUGAAACGAGUUGCUAGACCUAGUCAUGAUCCUACUAUUCAUUAUGGGCUCAUUGCGUCUGCAAAUCAGGUCAUGAAAGAUGGCCGCAUACGGGAUAAACUGGCACAGGAACUAGGCAUCCUCUGCUUCGAGAUGGAAGCUGCGGGAUUGAUGGACAACUUCCCAUGUUUGGUGAUUCGGGGUAUUUGUGACUAUGCAGAUUCACAUAAAAACAAACAGUGGCAAGGAUACGCGGCAGCAACAGCAGCUGCAUAUGCUAAAGAACUUCUCACUGUUGUCCAGACAAAUCAGUUAGUAGACACGCCAACACAGUCUGCUGGUGCUGUAUUUCAUCACCAUGAAACAAUCGCAGCUGGGGCGAAGCCAUCUACUAGUAGUGCAGUUCAGCGAAGUUAUCACCACGAUGACGAGAGACUCCUCAAGCGAAUUUCCAGCUAUGAUUAUGAGAAAGCUCACAGAAGACUGUCUCAUAAACGGCUCACAGAUAGCACCAAAUGGUUUCUGGACCACCCGGACUUCAAAGCAUGGUUUAACGAGGGGGGUUCCUCCAGUUUGUGGUGCUCAGGCAAGAUUGGCUCUGGCAAAACAAUGAUCGCGACCGCAGCAAUAGAUGCUGCAAAAUAUCGUUACUCCGAGCUUCCCCCUGCCACAGUAUUCUUUUACUGCCAAAAUGAACGGGGUGAAACGCUGCAAGCAUCAUACAUUCUUUCCAGCUUUAUCAAACAGCUAGGCGAUUUCUUACGUCGGUACUCUAAGCCCUUUUCAAAGGACCUUGCAGGAAAACUUCAAAGUUUCUUCGGAAAUGAUCGGAUAGUACCAGAUUUUGAAGAUCUUCAAGACAUUUUUAUGCAGGUUUUCUAUGAUGUGCCAAAAACGGUUUAUAUUGUCGAUGGGAUUGAUGCCCUUGAUGAGGAAAACAGCAACCGCUUCCUCAAAUCCAUCCAGUCGAUAUUCCGGGGCUCCAGAUCACUGCAAGGGUCACGCAUUUUACUCUUUAGUAGGGAGCAGAUCUCAGGUUUUAUAAACAUUGCAACCUUCAUUCCAGGAAUUUGCCAAAUCUCAACACUGGGAAAUGUUAUGGGGGACAUUAAAAGGUUUCUUUGGGUCUAUCUCCAGCUGGAGAUUCUAUGGAGUACGUGCUUCACGGACGCAGAAAUCAGGCUAGCAUUAAACCAGCUACCCAAGGAUCUAGAGGAGACAUAUCACUAUUGCAUCCAAAGAAUAACCUCUCAAGAUACUGAUAACAGAGCUUUGAAAGUCCUUAAAUGGGUUAGCUUUGCUACCAGGCCACUUCAUAUUGAGGAACUGAAAGAAGCGGUAGCAUUUGACCUGUCGGAUACUGCAUGGGACGGCGAAAAAGUACCACAGGAAGAUUUCAUUAUCGGCUGUUGUGCAAACCUUGUGGUCUUAGACCCAGCCGAUCACUGUGUUCGUUUUGCACACUCAUCUGUGAAAUUAUAUCUCGAGAAGCAUCGAGACGCCAUUGCUUCAACAUACCCCAUCAAUGAAGAGCAAGGACAACUACAGUGCGGAGAGUUCUGCAUCGCUUAUCUUUCUUUUUCGAAUUUUAAUUUAUCGGUAGAAAAAAAGGGCCAUGAGACAACAAGUUCUGUGGUACCAAACCCGACUUUCCUUGCAGGCGAGGCCAUUGCAUCCCCGUUCAGACACUUCUUUCGGACUCCAAAGAAGGGAAAACGGCCCACUACUCUACAAUUUCAGAGAAUACGCACAUCUUCUACACCAGACAGAAAACAAUUCAAGUUCCUUGACUAUGCCGUCAAGAACUGGGCUCCACAAACAAAAUGGAUAACACGGUUUUCCCCAGUGUGGGACAAGUUUGAACAACUCGCAACAAACUUCAACGAAACCUGGAACUUUCAUCCUUGGGAUCUGGGUGGACGAUCAAUACCGUCACGCUUACAUAGUCUCCUUGGAUGGGCUGUCAAAGAGCGGCAUAUGCCUCUUUUCACCAUUGCACUCCAGUCCGGAAAAUACGUACAGCAAGUUUGCAACCUUCCCCUUGCUGAUGAGAGUCUUCCCGUGCUUCAUAUCGCGUCAAAAUUGGGAUAUCAUGAGAUGAUAGAGGGCCUUCUAAAGAUCUGCAAUGUUGACUCGUUAGACGUGGAGAAUUAUACUCCUCUGCAUCACGCCGCUGCUAGGGGUCAUUUUGAUAUCGUACAAUGGCUUUCAAGUACACGGGGGGCCUUUAUAGACUUGGAAGCAAAAUCAAAAGUCACCCCGCUUUGGCUUGCUGCUUCUAAUGGACACGAGAAAAUUGUUUCUCUUCUUAUCGAGAAGAAAUGCAAGAUUGACGCAGUCGACGUCUUUAGUGGCAAAACGGCUCUUUGUCAAGCUGCGGGAAAUGGGCAUCAUGCGAUCGUGGGCAUUUUGCUAAGUAAUAAAGCUGAUCUUGACUCCAAAGAUAAAAAUGGGUGGACACCGCUGCGGUGGGCUGCAGAGAACAGGCAUAAACAAGUGGUGAGAAUGAUAGCCGAAAAUGGCACCGGGGGAAACAUCGAGUAUAAAAUCUUGAUUUUAGGCACCCAAAAGAGCGGUAAAUCAACCCUUUGGAAGCAGUUAAGGUUUUUGUCUGGUUCUCGAGCUACGAUAGAAGAGCGGGCUCUAUAUCGCCCCAUUAUAUACGGAAACCUACUUAAUUCGGCAGAUUCGGUACUGCAAGCUAUGCAGUAUUUUAAUGUGAAUCCUAGAGAUGAAGGAAAUCAAGAGUAUCUUGAAUUCCUGACGAAAUAUAUUCGUACCGCUAACCGUAAUAAUCCUCCUGAUCCGAAAGUUGGGGAGGCUAUGUCUUCAUUAUGGAAGGAUGAAAGUAUCAACGAGUUAAUGAAGCACCGAACUGAGUUACUCUACAUGUAUGAUUCAGCUCCUUAUUUCUUCAAUGAAGCCAAACGAAUAGUUACUCAGGACUAUCUGCCAACUGAAGAUGAUAUAAUCAGGGUCAGACUUACGAAAACUAGCAACAUAACAAGCAACAAACUCUACCUGAAAGGAAUAAAGAUUGACAUAUGGGAUGUUGGAGGGGCGCGGAGCGAUAGGAAGAAAUGGGUCCAUUGUUUCGAUAACAUGGCUUUGAUGAUAUUUUGUGCUUCUUUGAGUGAAUAUAACCAAACUUUGAUUGAGGACAUUAACCAGACCUGCAUGGGGGAGAGCCUGCAAUUACUUGAAGCAUUGCUUGAUUCCAAGUGGUUCUUAACGACCACCAUUGCCAUUUUCUUUACCAAAUACGACUUGCUCAAAAAGAAGCUAGUUAAUUCCCCUCUUGAAAACUUUUUCCCGGAUUAUACAGGCGGAAAUGACGUGGCCCUUGCAACGAAAUAUAUCGUCGGAAAAUUCGAGGAAAUCGGUAAAAAACAUUCAAAUGUUCAUUCUUAUAUACUUGACCUUACUGACAUCGCCAAAGUUGAUGUUGUUUUUGAAGAUGUUAGAGAUGUGAUAGUUAUGGAUUAUAUAGCAAAACUUGAAGUGUUGUAG